Molecule: messenger RNA, 1938 nt
Organism: Durusdinium trenchii
Lineage: Eukaryota; Dinophyceae; Suessiales; Symbiodiniaceae
Source: the annotation of a GenBank genome assembly
CCCAAAUGGUGCCAAUGUUUUUCUGGUGCCCAUCAUUUCUCACUUCCCCCAACACCAUAUUCAUGGGCCUUUUGUUCGCGCAGGCCCUAGUCAGAGGUUCGGAAAAGGUGCUCACGCGCUCGUCGCCUGGGACAUCGCCGCGAUAUCACCGCGAUGCCAAAACCCAGAAGCGAAACGCCAGUCGUUUUCGUAAGAGAUCAAAACAGGGCACGGAGAGAGAUCAAGUGCCAGUUUCGAGACACUUUCCCCACAUAUGAUGUUUAUUGUAAUAUAUUGUAUUCGUUUUUUGGGGGUGGCUAGGCCACCCUUUUGGUCAUAGUAGAUGGAGGAUUGGCUCCAUUUGCUUGGCAGCGUUCCUUCGUCUUGGCAGCGUUGGGCGGCUCAAAAGUCGGACCGAGACCCGACGUCCGAGUUGCAGUCCCGAUCGCCAAAAUGCACAUGGAUGAAGAGGACAACUCACUGAGCCCACUUGGAAGUGAGCCAGAGCCCUUGAGGCGCAUCUGCCAGCUUCAAGCGGUGGAGCCAGCUCCGUCGUCCGGGAUCUCUUCGACGUCGUCAGGGACGCUUCAGCGUCUUCAGGGACGCUCGGCUACUGGGUUUGAACGACGUGUGAAGCUGUCCCAGACAACCCAUGGGACUGGUAUAUUGGCCGAUCAGUUGGGGUGGUGCCAGAGGGGUCUGUCUGGGGCGGCAGUCCUAUGGCAGUCCCAGACGGGUCGUGUUUGGGUGUGUGAAGCGGCUGUGUGUGUGUGCCUCGCUCCGUCCAGUCGGCCCGGGUGGGGGCGAAAAGACAUGUCGUUGGACCACGAGGAACGAUCGAGGAACGAGGUGCUCCUUUUCUGCUCGUGUGGGAGGAACCAUAGUUGAGCUUUCGUGCUAUUUUGAGGGUGCAAGAACUUGAUCCAGAGAAAGUAUAUGAUUUGCUUCGAACAGGUCCCAGUCCAGUCGUUUUGUUUUCAGUGGAAGUGGACGGGAGUCCGAAAGUUGGUUUUGGUCGGUAGCAAGUGGUCAAGCGCCACGUUCGGGGCGGCUUGGGGAAGGAUCCAUCAUCGUUCGGAGCGUGGAAGAGUCUGGGGAGGUUCUGCUUCGGAAGAUGAUUUUCUGCCCCUAGAGACCUCCCACUUCGACACCCUGGAAGAAGGAAAGAAUAGACCAGGGUGUCUCCCUAUACUAAAGUACACACUCGAAUGGAGGUGGUGGAUGGAUUCGGACCAAUUGGAGUUGUGACUGGUCUAGAAUGGCUCUUUCUUUUCCUCAUGUGCAGAACAAUGCAGAACAAUUCCCAGACACUCCAUGGGACUGGCAUAUUUGCAGUGGUUGACAGUGGUUGAUGUCAUUUUGUCAGCUGAUCGGGUUUCAUAUGCCGUGUCGUGUAUGGCUUUAUAACUUGGUGUCUAUAGGACUCUGACCUGCGCACCGGUGGAAAAACGGCCACUUUUGCCAGGCAAUGCACCUAGACGAGAGACCAGUCGGGCGCUGUGAGCGGGCUGGCGUCUUCCGAUCGACAGGGUCCGGUCGCCUCGCUGUGGCGAACGCGGCGAACGGACGUGACGCGCGUGGCACGUUGGGCACGACGCGAUUGGCAGGUCCAGUGGUGACGUGAGCAACCCCUGCGUCUUCUUCGCCUCGGACUAUGGCUGCAGUCGUGGGAACCAGUGCGGUUUCUGCCAUCGUGGCCAUGUUCGGGACGAUUUCAUGCGUCCGCCCAAGGAGAAGCGCCGCAGGAUGAAGCAGAAGGUCUGGGAAACUAUGUCACAGAGAAACCUCAAUGUGGAGGCAAUCCAGCCAGAGCUUCAGCAGUUGGCUCAGCAACAUCCUUACAUGAGACUGGUGAUCCAAGGAUUCUUAGACAACCUGGCACAGCAGAGGGGCUGUGCCCGUAUCGAAGGAGUGGUUUUCUCUGUUUGAAAGAGGGGGAAGUCCUGGGCAAGAGACCUG